This is a messenger RNA of Gavia stellata (red-throated loon), 2035 nucleotides long. RefSeq names its product 2-phosphoxylose phosphatase 1 (gene PXYLP1). Bases 1 to 1461 code for a protein of 486 amino acids. Gene Ontology annotation, biological process: chondroitin sulfate proteoglycan biosynthetic process; glycosaminoglycan biosynthetic process; dephosphorylation. NCBI's taxonomy places the organism in Eukaryota, Metazoa, Chordata, Aves, Gaviiformes, Gaviidae. Gene Ontology annotation, molecular function: phosphatase activity. The record is from RefSeq and is a predicted model, not a curated record. Gene Ontology annotation, cellular component: Golgi apparatus. The transcript is spliced from 5 exons.
AUGGCUACUUGUGCUGCUGCUGCUUCUUCUCAGGCUGGUUGGAGCUACAAGGGAAAACAGAAAUGGAAAAUGGUUUUGUUGCCCAUCUUCCUGGUUUUAGUGCAUUUAAUCCCAGUAAACCCCAUCAGGGAAGAUGGUUUGAAUCCUAAAAGCCGAAAGAGAAUAAUGCCUGAUUUGCUGACUGAGCCUCCUGCAAUAGAUCCUGUUUAUGAAGCUCAUGUUUACUGCAAUAUUCCCACCAUUGCUGAACGCAGCAUGGAAGGUCAUGCACCUCAUUAUUUUAAGCUAGUGUCAGUUCAAGUGUUGAUUCGACACGGAGAUAGGUACCCGCUAUAUGCCAUUCCCAAGACAAAGAGACCUGACAUUGACUGUAUGUUGCUGCCUAGCAGGAAACCGUCUCAUCCUCAGCUUGAAGCUUUCAUUAAACAUAUGUCCAGAGGGUCUGCAGCCCAAAUGGAUGGUUCCCUAAGCAACCUGCCUCGUUACCCUAGUCAUUCUUUGUGUGAAAUGGGAGAGCUUACACAGACAGGGGUUGUACAACACUUGCGAAAUGGACAACUAUUACGAGAAAUUUAUAUAAACAAACAUAAAUUGCUUCUGAGUGAAUGGACAGCAAAACAGCUCUACCUGGAGACAACAGGAAAAAGUCGAACUCUGCAGAGUGCGUUGGCACUGCUCUACACUUUUUUGCCAGAUUUUGACUGGAAGAAAAUUAACAUGAGGCAUCAGUGGAGCACCAUUUUUUGCUCUGGAAGCUGCGACUGUCCUAUGCGAAACCACUACCUAGAAGAGGAACAGCGCAGACAAUACAGUUUACGGGUGAAAAACAAUGAUUUGGAGAAAAUAUAUGUGGAUAUGGCAAAGAUAGUAGGCAUUCCCACCAGGCAGUUGAGAGCUUCUAACCCUAUAGAUUCUCUCUUGUGCUAUUUUUGCCACAAUGUCAGUUUUCCAUGUACUAAAACUGGCUGCAUUGGUAUGGAACACUUCAAAGUAAUCAAAAGACAUCAGUUGGAGGAUGAGAGAGAAAGACAGGAAAAGAAACUUUAUUUCUUGUAUGCACUAUUGGCUACUCAUCCUCUCCUCAACCAGACUGUUAAUCGGCUGCAGCGUAUUGCAGAAGGCAAGAAAGAAGAAGUAUUUGUUCUUUACUCUGCACAUGAUGUCACGUUGUCACCUGUUCUUAGUGCCUUGGGCGUUACAGAGGCCAGAUUUCCAAGAUUUGCUGCCAGAUUAGUUUUUGAGCUGUGGCAGGAUGGGAAGAGACCCAAAGAACACUUUAUCCGCAUCCUGUAUAAUGGCGCUGAUGUCACAUUCCAGACCUCGUUUUGCAAGGAUUAUUAUAAACGUUCCAGCAAGCCAAUGUGCCCACUAGAAAAAUUUGUUAACUUUGUCAAGAGGGAUAUGUUCUUAGUUUUUAACAGCACUAGUUAUUAUGAUGCAUGUCGUAGAAGACCACUGUAGGGAAGGAAAGUGAAAAGGAAGCAAUGUUAAGUUUCGUAUCAGUGAAAGCCUGUAUUCUGGUUGAGGUGCAGUUCAGUUCUGUUAUUUCUUGUACUUGCAUGUGUAAGUACAAAAGGGUAUUGCUUGAAACAUUCUUCAAAUAGUUUUAUUUUCAUUCAGACUGCAGAUGGUCUCCAAUAGAAGAACAAAUACUGCGGGAGUGUUAUGUAUAUGUGUAUGCUCACAUAUGCUGUGUUAACUGUAAUGAAAUGAUAAAUCACAUGGGCUACUGUAACCUGGAUGUCGCUUGAUAAAGAUUGAGAGAGCGUAGACUUCGUUUCUCUGUUUUCCAGAGCAAUACUUGGAUACCGUAAGUUUAAAACCAAACCCAUUUUUUUCACCGCCAUCUCAGUCGUUUUAAGCAGUUUGUAUCAAGGUGUUUAUGAAUUCCAGGCAUCUGCAUUAAACCGUUUGUAAGGAAUUCUUGACGCUCCCUACUCAAAAAGAAGCAUUUUAAUAUUUAGGGGUAGGUCUUUAAAGCAAAGUGCAUGUGUGUAUCUGUGCAUACUUACCUGAGCAUGUACAAAUGAGCGUG